This is a messenger RNA of Nematostella vectensis (starlet sea anemone), 2815 nucleotides long. Its product is annotated as maternal embryonic leucine zipper kinase. Gene Ontology annotation, molecular function: ATP binding; tau-protein kinase activity; protein serine/threonine kinase activity. The coding region runs from base 284 to 2149 and encodes 621 amino acids. The transcript is spliced from 22 exons. The record is from RefSeq and is a predicted model, not a curated record. Gene Ontology annotation, biological process: intracellular signal transduction; microtubule cytoskeleton organization; protein phosphorylation. Gene Ontology annotation, cellular component: cytoplasm. NCBI's taxonomy places the organism in Eukaryota, Metazoa, Cnidaria, Anthozoa, Actiniaria, Edwardsiidae.
CCAAUUUCAAAUCCGUUACACGACCGCGCAGUUCUGUAAAUCGAGCUAGAGUCACGAGCAGAACAAAUAUUUUACUUGUUUAGCCAAUUUUACGUUAAAACUUCACCUUUUUUAAACUCACAUUUAAAGGGCAGAACGUUCAACGACCGAUAGCGGAGGGGAGAACGGAACAAAAGCUUUAAUUUGAAGAAGUAGACUUGUGAAACGUUGGGUUGGUCUUUUCUUCCGGGGAGAAGAACUUUGAUCCUCGUGUUUGACCUUCUAUCAAAAACCUCGCCGUAAAAUGCCUACUCCUGCCUUUCCAGUCGAGUUGAGCAAGUACUAUGAUGUCAGAGAAACCAUUGGAAGUGGCGGCUUUGCUAAAGUUAAGCUUGCUGUGCAUCGAACCUCAGGCGAAAAGGUUGCAAUCAAAAUGAUGAACAAAGAAGCACUUGGGCAUGAUCUUCCACGGGUUCAAAGGGAAUUAGAGGCGAUGAAAGAUCUAUGUCAUCAGCACAUCUGUCAGCUGUAUCAUGUCAUAGAGACGGAUGAGAACAUCUAUAUGGUGCUAGAGUAUGCACAAGGCGGAGAGCUGUUUGAUUACAUUGUUGCCAAGGAUAGAUUAAAGGAGGAUGAAGCCCGAGGUUUUUUCCGACAAAUCAUCUCAGCUGUGGCAUACAUUCAUGAGAAAGGAUAUGCUCACAGAGAUCUUAAACCUGAAAAUCUUCUUCUUGAUGAAGAGCAGAAUAUCAAGCUAAUUGACUUCGGCCUAGUUGCCAAACCUGAAGGCGGGAUGACAGAACAACUGGAGACAUGCUGUGGCUCACCGGCAUAUGCUGCUCCAGAGUUAAUAUCUGGCCUUCCUUAUUUUGGAAAUGAGGUUGACUUGUGGAGCAUGGGUGUACUGCUCUAUGCCCUCGUCUGUGGAUUCCUCCCAUUUGAUGAUGACAACACCUACAAACUGUACAGACUUAUUCAGAAAGGAGAGUAUGAAAUCCCUUCCUGGCUGUCUCAAGGCACCGUUGCCAUUCUUGGACAACUUUUGCAGGUCAGUCCUAGAAAACGUGCCAAAAUCCAAGAUCUAGUGAACCAUGAUUGGGUGAUGAAGGGUUAUGCUGCACCUGUAAAAUGGCAGACAAAGAUUAAGAGAGACAAGCCAGAGAUGGAUGUCAUCAAGGAGCUUGCUGCCUACUAUGAGGUCUCCACUGAGAGAAUGGCUAAGCGAAUACUGGAGUGGAAGUAUGAUCAUGCCACUGCUACAUAUUUUCUGCUGAGGAAAAAGAAAAGUCAGGGAGAGAGGCCACAGCUGCUGCCCAAGUACUCAAGAACAUGCAAUGAUUCCAAGGAGAACAAGCAACCCAAUAAUCAAAAGAACGAGAACGAAAAAGAGGAUUUCGCCCUUCCGCCGCCUAAACCUCUUCCGUACAAACCCAAGAGGGCCAUCCUUAAUAAUGUUGGUCCCAUGGAUGACUUGGAGCGAAAACCACGGGCUGACACCAUGCCUGAUAACAUCCCUAGCACACCAACCACCAAGGAGAUAAUGCCCCCACCGAUGGCACCUUACACCCCAAGACGAGGAGUGGGUGAUAUCCCCAUGUCCAAAUCAGAUUACCAUUUUGGCGCUACUGACCUCACUCCAAUCUCUCAGUCAAAGAUCAUUUCGCUGUCCCUUGACAUGGAUCUCGACAAGAAAGGCAAGGGAAGAAAAACACCUUUCAAGUCACCCUUCACACCCCGAAGAAGGGUCGGAUCAGAAAGGGGCACACCCUCUACCGCCGGCAAGAAGGGGGCUAUCAUGAGCAGUAUCGAGGAAGGACUCAAUAAAGUGAUCGACGCCAUUACACCGAAACGGAGUGCGCUUUCCGGCGCAGGGCCAAGAAAGGUCAAGGCCUUGUAUAAUGUCUCCACCACGUCAACACUGAGCGCAGAUGAGGUGAUGGAGGAACUCCAGAGAGUUCUCAAUGAUAACGACGUCCUUUUCAAGAAAAAGAACUACGUAUUACGAUGCAAAACAAUCGAUAAUCGAGGCAAAGUCAUUUUGGAAUUCGAGAUGGAAGUCUGUCACAUCCCCAAGAUGGAAUUGAUAGGCAUCCGAAGAAAGCGCAUGAAGGGAGAUACGUGGGCAUACAAGAAAGUUUGCGAGGGACUCUUAGGAUCCGCCAAACUAUAAAUGUAUCACAGAACAAGAAAGUCUGCGAGGGACAUUAAGGAUCCGCCAAACUAUAGAUGAGUCACGGAAGUGUGGCGCUAUCACUUGCCCCAUAGAAACGGUCCCAUAUAUGGCUAGAUUGACCAAAUAAGCCACAGAAUGUCCAAAUAUGGCCUUUCUAUCAUUUGGCUAGAAACCGUUUCAUAUAAGGCUUAAAUGCCACCAAGAAAUUAUAUUCGCAAUUCGUCACUAGAUAGCCCCAUAGUUGUACACAUGGCAUUUACAUGCAUUUACAGAUACCACGCAUUGGUGGCAGGGGCGUUAUGCCAUGGUGCCUUGCACACAGCACCAAUAGUAUCGCUAUAGUCGUACUUUCUCUAAUGCACGUGAACCGUUGAAUGUAGUAGAACAAAGGCAAAUAUUUGUUAUUUAUUUGUUUUAUUUAUUAUUUAAAUAAAAUGAAUAAAAAAUAUUUGUCUUUGUUCAUGUUAAAAAUACAUAGAAAGUCACGAAUGAAAUGGUUAAAACGUUGCACACCUUUUCUAAUAGGAGCGCCCCCGUAGUCUUCAAAUAUUUUUAUCGACAGAAUUUCGCAAUGUAAUACGUUAUUAGCAUUGUUAUGAUAAUAAUUUCAACAUGAAUAGAAGCAGAAACCUAUUAAAGGGAUUAUAUAUUACUAGGUUUUCU